GAGAGGGGGGGCCGCGCGCCAGCCGGGGCUUAGCAGCAGAGCAGAGAAGAGCUGAGGGAAGCAGUGCUCGCGUGGGAGCUACCUACCCACCGGAGAGAAAAAGGGAGCGAGAGCGGGCGCGGGAGAGAGAGAAGAAAGAAGCAAGCUAGGAAGUAAGGACUGCGCGCCCGGGGCCGGGGCCGGGGAGCACUGGAGCUGAGCGACCUGCGGCGGCUGCAGCUGCAGGAGCAGCAAAGGGGACACCGCCCCCGUCCCCCUCCCCCUGCCCCCGCCCCCUCCCCCGCUUCAUCUCCCUUGCCAACCACCUUUGAUUUUUGCUCCCUCGAGGGGGCUGCGUGCGUGGACUUGUCACUGUGAAGUGUCGCCAUGUCUGACCGGAAGGCAGUGAUCAAGAACGCAGACAUGUCUGAGGACAUGCAGCAGGAUGCAGUUGACUGUGCAACGCAGGCUAUGGAGAAGUACAACAUAGAGAAAGACAUUGCUGCCUAUAUCAAGAAGGAAUUCGACAAGAAAUAUAAUCCCACGUGGCAUUGUAUCGUGGGCCGAAAUUUUGGCAGCUACGUCACACACGAGACAAAGCACUUCAUCUAUUUUUACUUGGGUCAAGUUGCAAUCCUUCUCUUCAAGUCCGGCUAGGUGGCGCAGUGGUGGCGGUGGCCGCGGUGGUGGAGGCGGGCAGCGAUGGUGGCAGGCGGAGCUGGGACUGUUAUGCACUGAAGGCUGGCACCAGGAUUUCCUCUCCAAUGGCUGUGCUACUGCAUGGAUUGUAUACUCGACUUCAUGUGUAUAUGUUGCAGUAAAAAAAAAAACAAAAACAAAAAACCUACUUCUGUUUAGUUGCCUGGGGAAGAAGGCUGCUUUCUGUUUAAUUAAAAAAAAAAUACACUCCCCCCUUUGGUUGUAUUGCACUAGGAAAUAUCUCUCAAAACAAAUUCUCCCAUCCCCCUCAAAUUUUAAAAAGGAGAAGCAAACCCCCCCCUUCCCCCCAGGAUUUUGGAGUGCUCAACUUAAUCCUUCCCAGUGGUGGCUGCCUUCUUUGAAAGGCUUGAGGAAAGCUAGGGGAUGGGGGAUGAUGUGUUAGGGUUGGGAUGGGGGGGAAGGGAUCAAGGAAGGGGGAGAUUUGUUCCCCUCUAAUGUGAAUCCAAGUGUUCUUGGAUUGUGAGUUGGGUAGGGGAGAGGGCAAGGGGGUGAGAUCCUCUAGAGGCCCUGGAAGCUCUAUGUUGUGGGGUGGGGGGGUGGGGCAGAGACUUGUCUUGCUGUCUUCAUUAGUGCUUAAGGGAGUGUCUUAAGAGGUGUGUAUGUGUGUGUGUGUCUUUGUGGAUUUGGUGCAUUAGGCUAUUUUUUUUUUCCUGCUGGUGCUCAGAUUGGGAGGAUGCUAGGGGCAAGAUUAUUCCAUUUUUCUCUCAUUCCAUAUCCCCCACCUGGCCAAGUCCCAACUCAUUAAUUCUUUUUCCACUUCCUUGGAAGAGUCCCCUUAGAAUAGCCUCUUUGUUGACUGAUGGGUCAGGGAAUUUCCAGUGACUUGGAUUGGGUCUGAACCUUCCUCCUUUCUGUAUUUGAGAAGGAGUCUUUGAGAGACAGAAUGUGUGUGUCUGUGUGUGUCUGUUUGUAGAGGGGCAUGAUUGUGGGGUAGCUCUUCAAUGACCUACCCAGGAGAUAACUACUGGAUUCCAGCAGAGACUUGACAGAAGGAUGCCCAGGAACAACUAGUACAACUAGAGAAGUCUUAACCUGUUAUCCUUGGAACCAGUUCUCAGUUGUAGACUAGGGAGGGUGUGACUUGGUAAAAUAUGGAACCCCUGGCAGGGUGCAUGACUGUGUUUCAGGGCUGGGGGAGCAGGGCUUGUGGCUUUUGUGGAUGUUUUAAGUGAUUUGGGGGGGGAUUCCUAUGGGAACUACUCUUGCAGCAUAGAUGAAGGGGAAAAAAUCCUGAAGGAAGCAAGGGAACCACUGACAGGAAGGGACUAGGAGAAUGUGGAGGCUUAAAGAGGACAAAAUUGGUCCUCUUUGUGGAAUUGAAGCAGGAGUGGGAAAGCUAAUGCCUUGAACUGCUGAUUUCCUGCGUCUUGUCCAAAAUACCGUUGGGGGUUGGGUAGAGGUUGGGGAAUUAAGGGAUGAAUAAAGCUCAUUUUUUCAAGUUUUAAAUCCUGGCAGAAUGGGCUACCCUUCCCCCAAGUCUUCUGUGCUUUCCACCUUUCUUUACAAUGCUAGAGGAAACCUGCAUUGGGGGGUGGGGGUGGGGGGCUGGGCAGUGAUAGGCUGUUCCUUGUAUUAUAAACUGGGCAAUGAAGGAUGUGCUGUCUGUGAUAAAUUGCUUGAAUAUUAGAUUUUUUUUUUUAAAUGUUUGAGUUUGUGUUGUCUCCCCCUCCCCCUCUCCCUUGACUUGUAAGGCCAAUUGAAAGUGUCUGGUUUGUGUUCAUCUCUUUUUUUGUCUUUAUUCUCUUUGGAGCAGGGGUGGCUGCCCCCCUUCCUCAUCCCCCUUGCUCUGCCUCCAUUCCUCUCUUGGACAUUAAAAGUUGAUUGAUGCACUUCAAA
Messenger RNA from Monodelphis domestica (gray short-tailed opossum), 2535 nucleotides. RefSeq names its product dynein light chain LC8-type 2 (gene DYNLL2). The record is from RefSeq and is a predicted model, not a curated record. Gene Ontology annotation, cellular component: cytoplasmic dynein complex. Lineage: Eukaryota; Metazoa; Chordata; Mammalia; Didelphimorphia; Didelphidae. Gene Ontology annotation, molecular function: dynein intermediate chain binding. Gene Ontology annotation, biological process: microtubule-based process.